GAAAAUUGAGUUCGGGCGCCGGACCCGCUAUGCGCGGCAGCGGUCGGCGUCGCGGCGGGGCAAAACGCGAAUUUCGCGCGGCGUCGCGCGCCUAGUGCGUAGUCCUCCCGUGACGUUUGGGGAAUCGCGAGGCGUCGUUUUUCGGUAGCCCUCAACCCGGGCAACGCUUAAGUAAUUUCGUCCCAGGACGACGGUCGGCGGCGCGUCUAGUAGGCCCCGGCGUCAUUCCAAAGUCUCGUGGUUAGCGGUGGUGGGGGGUUCGCCGUUCGGCACUAAUCUAAUCGCUACUCUGUGCGUUAGGAGUGCGGUGCGAUUUCGUUAGUAGGGGGUUAGACGAAAUUUAAUUUCUUAUAAAUAUCGAGUGCGGGCGGCGCGUAACGUCAAAGCGCGGUUACGGGUGACACGUCGACGUGUGUUGUGUGUUGCGGCGAGGCGAAUCUUAACCGUGCCGUUAGAAAACGAUCCGCGAAUCUUCGAUGGUCGAGCAUGACUAUUUUUGUAACGCUACUCGCUUUUAACUUGCUCGCGAUACGAAAGUUCCGGAAAAGGAAACGGCUGAAGACGUGACAGAAGUUUUAAGGUUAUUUAUUCCCGUUGUACAUAUAAUUUAUUUUUCGUACCUCGAUUGUUUUCGCGCGAGACAUUUCCCGUUUCCGAUUAUCGAAAUGAACGGCACGGCGAGAAACGGCAACAGUUACCCCAACACGCAUUACACUGCCGUGUUCGAGCAAGACGCCACGGCGAAGAGAAAAAAGCCGGGGUUGUUUGGCACCAGACACUUCGUCACCUUCAUGUUAUUCUUGGGCAUGGCGAACGCGUACAUCAUGAGAACCAACAUGUCGGUAGCCAUUGUGGCAAUGGUAAACCAUACCGCGAUCGGUACCGAGCACAAUUCUUCCGAAUCGGUGGACACCGAGUGCGGCAUCGCUGUAAUGGAUAAUGCCUCAUCAACUGCGACCGCGUCCGCUAAGGAAACGGACGGAGAGUUCGUAUGGGAAACCGACAUCCAAGGCUACGUGUUGUCCUCCUUUUUCUACGGUUACGUCAUAACUCAGAUCCCAUUCGGGAUAUUGGCAAAACGCUACGGCAAUAUCUACUUUCUCGGCUACGGGAUGCUGAUCAACUCGGUGUUCGGUCUGCUGGUGCCUUUCGCCGCCAAGAUGGGUAUUUGGUGGCUAAUUGUGGUCAGGUUCAUUCAAGGAUUGGGUGAGGGUCCGAUUGUCCCAUGCACGCACGCUCUGCUGGCAAAGUGGAUCCCCCCUAACGAGAGGAGUCGUAUGGGCGCAUUCGUAUACGCAGGUGCCCAAUUCGGUACCGUCAUCUCGAUGCCGCUCUCCGGCCUCCUCUCCGUCUCCCAUUACGGAUGGCCUUCGAUUUUCUACGUAUUCGGCGCAGUAGGAACCGUCUGGUGUAUCGCAUUUCUCAUCUGGAUCUACGAAGAUCCCGAUACGAACCCGAAGAUUAAUCCGGAAGAGAGGGUGUACAUUCAAAAAUCGCUAGGCAGGAUCGUUGGCACCGCUAUUCCUCCGAUUCCGUGGGUGUCGAUCGUCAAAUCGCUACCGUUCUGGGCCAUAUUGUUGGCCCACAUGGGCCACAACUACGGCUACGAGACCCUGAUGACGGAGCUGCCUACUUACAUGAAACAAGUGUUACAUUUCAGUAUUAAAGAUAAUGGAAUUUUGUCCGCCCUGCCGUAUCUCGCUAUGUGGCUCUUCUCCAUAUUCAUAAGUCACGUGGCCGAUUGGAUGUUAACCAAACCUUACUUUACCAUUACCAUCGUUAGGAAAAUAAUCAAUGGCAUCGGUCAGUUCGGACCGGCAGUAGCUUUAUUCGCGGCCGCGUUCACCGGUUGCGACCGGUGGCUGACGGUGGCCAUCUUGACCGUCGGCGUGGGUCUGAACGGCGGCAUCUACUCCGGCUUUAAAGUGAACCACCUGGAUAUUUCACCUCAGUUCGCCGGCAUCCUGAUGUCUUUCACCAACUGUCUGGCGAACCUCGCUGGUUUAUUGGCUCCAAUUUACGCCGGUAUCAUGGUAAAGGGAACGCCCAGCAUAGCCAAGUGGAGGAUAGUGUUCAUCACGGCCGCGGCGGUAUACGCGUUCUGUUGUAGUUUCUAUGUGAUAUUCGGAUCCGGUAAGAGGCAAUCUUGGGAUCAAGCUCGGGAGGAGUCGUCCGAGGAAAAGAAGAAGGACCAAGAGGAACCGGUCAUGGUGACCACCCAAACGUAACGGUUACGGUCGCGUCCGCAGCCGAUCAAUGUGAUUUUAAAUAGAUAGGUUCAACUAUUUUUAGAUGUAGUCCUAGAUUCUUUUGAGCCUUCGGAUUUUGCCGUCCCAAAGCAACUUUGUUCCCCGAAAUUGCGGACUCGCAAUUUUUUUCUUUUAGUGUUUAGUCUGGACCGGCGAAUUCGCGGGGUUAGUUACGUCGUUAAUUAUAUUUUUGUAAGUGAACUUUAACAAGGCGUGCCUUAAACGAUGUUAUUUUUUUCCAAGCAAAGUGUACAUAACGAUCGCAGGAGUAAGUGUGGGAGAGACAGAAGGAGGGAUGUUUUAAAAUGAAGUUUGCGCAUUGUUUUUAAAUUAUUUAUGGAAUACAUGAGAACCAACAAUUUUUUUUUUAAUAAAUAUAUCCUGA
Cylas formicarius (sweet potato weevil) is the source of this 2634-nucleotide messenger RNA. RefSeq names its product putative inorganic phosphate cotransporter (gene Picot). The coding region runs from base 666 to 2228 and encodes 520 amino acids. Gene Ontology annotation, molecular function: transmembrane transporter activity. The transcript has 9 exons. The record is from RefSeq and is a predicted model, not a curated record. NCBI's taxonomy places the organism in Eukaryota, Metazoa, Arthropoda, Insecta, Coleoptera, Brentidae. Gene Ontology annotation, biological process: monoatomic anion transport; transmembrane transport.